AUGCUAUUUGUACAUCAAUAUUUUACUGUGAGUGGUUCUUUACAUUCUGUAAUCUGAGCCUGAUAUUUGUUGAAAAUAUAAUCACUGGAAAAUUCUAAUCAUUAUGGACCCAAAGAAUAAAAAUAAUUCAAAGGUGAUUAUGGCUGGUGAAACGUAUACUGAAAAAUCUUUCGAAUUGUUAAAUAAUAUUGGAGAAUAUAUUGCGGAAUAUUCAAUUGGACAGUUUAUACUCAAGAAAUUUGAUGAUUUUUUAUGGAUUGUUGAAAAAAUAGCACAAUGGUCAGUGCCAAUCAAAUCACUUGAAAAGUCCGAAGGAAAUUUACCAGCUAUAAUAAAUGAUUCAAACGAUAAAUCAGCGCCAAAUACUUUAGUGAGACCGUUGCCAUGGAUAUUAUUCUUUCCUGCGUUAAUUGCGUUACGAAUUUUAAAAGGAGUUCUAAAUACGAUAGCUAUGCUACUAGGACUGGAAACUAUCACCUCUAUUACAAUUGUAAAAUUUAUUAACGGAAAAAGAGUAAAAUUAAAUACAAUACGAACAACUGGAAUUUCUAAUGCUUUAUUAAAAAAGCAUGGUCUUGAUUAUAGAGCUUUAAUUAAGCGCUUAUAUUCAAAUAUAUUAAGUGCAUUAUGUUUUCAACGAGUAUGUAUGGAAUCAAAUACGAAUCACAGACAGAAUGUUGAGCCAAUGAUUGUAGGGAGUACCAAUACUGAAAAAAGUGUAACUGAAACCGAAGAGCAUAAUCACGUAAAAAAUGAUAUUGUGACUGAUAAUAAUGUUGAUGAAAUAAUAAAAAGGAUCAAAGAUUAUGCUGAACAAUCAUCUUCAUUUGGCGAAGAAUCUGAUAUUGAUUUAUCAGAACCCGAAGAUGUAAAUGAUGAUGACGGUUCUGCAUCAUCAACGAAUGUUUCCGAUAAUGAAAUCAUUGAAGAGAAUAAAAAAAAUAGUCAUGUUGAUAAUGCUCCAUCGGAUGAUUCAACGUACUCAACACCUAAACUAGAAUCAAUUGCACCAUCUAUUAAAAGUCAAAUAAUUGCUGAAGAAACGGAAGAUUCUGAUGUAUCUACAAAAGGGACAGUUUCCAACACAAAAGGAGCUGUAAAUAAAUUCAAAACUCACACAAGAGUAUCAUUAAAUAAGGAAACAUCAUCGAAACGUGAUUUGGAAAGUGAAUUAAAUGAAAGUGUUGAUAAUGACAUUGAUGUUUUAGAUGAAUUGAUUCGAAAUUCAAUAAAAACAGACAUUAUUGAAAAUGGCGAAGAUCAAUCGUCAAACAGUUGUGCUGAUACAAUAAUUACAAAUGAAUUUAUGAAUAAUGAAAUUCAUUCAGAAAACGAUUCUAUAAACUCACAAAAUAAAUCACCAAAAGUAGACAGUUGUAAUAAUUUAGAAGAUGAUCAACUCAGAUUAGAUAUGAUGGUAAAAAAAGGAAAUAAUCAUGUAACGGAUAACGCAUCUACUAUCACAGGAAGCACUGUGUCAUAGUCAUUCUAAUAUUAUUUAUAAAAAAAAGCUUCUAAUAAGAACUAACAUUAUACAUAUUUAUUUAUUACAUAAAUAUUUUAAACAAAAUUGUUGAACAAAUUCUAUAAUUUAUUUAAUUAGGUUCA
Molecule: messenger RNA, 1608 nt
Organism: Chrysoperla carnea
Lineage: Eukaryota; Metazoa; Arthropoda; Insecta; Neuroptera; Chrysopidae
Gene: Jabba
Exons: 9
Coding region: 104-1483 (459 amino acids)
Source: RefSeq, a predicted model, not a curated record